Molecule: messenger RNA, 828 nt
Organism: Penicillium nucicola
Lineage: Eukaryota; Fungi; Ascomycota; Eurotiomycetes; Eurotiales; Aspergillaceae
Product: RTA1 domain-containing protein
Exons: 2
Coding region: 1-828 (275 amino acids)
Cellular component (GO): membrane
Source: RefSeq, a predicted model, not a curated record
AUGAAUCAGCUCGUGUCCCGUGGCUAUCAAUUCUGGGACUAUGUGCCCUCAAUACCUGCAGCGGUGAUCUUCAUGCUUAUAUUUCUGGCUCUUACGGGGCUUCACACAUGGAAGAUGAUUACAGCGCGAACAUGGUUCUGUAUAUCAUUCACCAUUGGAGGAUUUUUUCAAAUCAUCGGCUAUAUAGGCCGCUGUGUUGCACACAACAAUACAACAACAAUGGGACCUUACAUCGUCGCGAGCAUCUUCCUUCUUCUCAGCCCAACCCUCUUUGCCGCAACAAUCUACAUGACCCUCGGUCGUGUAAUCCGCCGUGUGCAAGGCGAGCACCUCUCGCCAAUCCGAGUAUCACGCCUUACGAAAACCUUUGUUUGGGGAGAUGUCCUAUCUUUCGUCGUCCAAGGCAAUUCCUCUUCUUUGUCCAUACUGGGAUAUCCACAAUGGGCGAAAGUAUGCGUGGUCGGCGGAUUGGCAAUUCAAUUGGUUUCUUUCACGCUGUUCUGGGUGACGGCCAUUGUCUUUGCUAGACGGCUUCGUCGAUCGCCUACAUCUGAAUGUGUCAAGCCUGGAGUUCCUUGGAAGCAAUCGUUAAAUAUGCUUUAUGCUGUCAGUGGGUUGAUUUUGAUUCGAUCAAUUUUCCGGAUUGUUGAAUAUGUUAUGGGUAACGAUGGGUAUCCUCUGAUGCAUGAGUGGACGCUUUACAUUUUUGAUAGUGUGCCCAUGGCGAUCGUGAUGGUCAUCUUUUUUGUUUGGUAUCCUGAUCAGUUGAGUCUGGAUUACGGUCCUGAUAGAGGUAUACCGCUUGCGCAAAGCUAUACUACGGUUUAA